AUGGCGUCGAGAUCAUCAACAUCCGUUCUCCUCCUCUCUUGUAUGAUAUCGUGCGUGUUUAUGUUGCUUGUAAUCAAUGUACCAAAAGCAGAGGGUGAUAGCCAAUUGCCAGUCUGCGGAAAUAAAGAAGGAUGCGGAGGCAUAUGGUGUAGAGAUGAAAGAAGACCAGGUAAAGGAAAAUGUAUCACUUGGACUUGUGACUUACAAGAAGAUUGUAAGAAGUUUGUUAAUUGCGAGGGAUUACCAAUGCCUUAUUGUAUGGAAGGAUUAUGCGCUUGUUAG
This is a messenger RNA of Eruca vesicaria subsp. sativa (arugula), 282 nucleotides long. NCBI's taxonomy places the organism in Eukaryota, Viridiplantae, Streptophyta, Magnoliopsida, Brassicales, Brassicaceae. The record is from the annotation of a GenBank genome assembly.